Messenger RNA from Loxodonta africana (African savanna elephant), 15807 nucleotides. RefSeq names its product Scm like with four mbt domains 2 (gene SFMBT2). The record is from RefSeq and is a predicted model, not a curated record. Gene Ontology annotation, molecular function: chromatin binding; transcription corepressor activity; histone binding. Gene Ontology annotation, biological process: negative regulation of DNA-templated transcription. Gene Ontology annotation, cellular component: nucleus. The coding region runs from base 8578 to 10827 and encodes 749 amino acids. The transcript has 18 exons. NCBI's taxonomy places the organism in Eukaryota, Metazoa, Chordata, Mammalia, Proboscidea, Elephantidae.
UUCAGGGCUUUGUAAUUAACCAUGGGAAGAAAAUAACCACAACAAAACUUUGUACUCUGUAAUGUUAAGUAAAUACCACUUUGAUAUGCUCACAGCCCUUUACGAAGACAGUUAUAAACUGAAUGAACUAAAUAGACCAUUAAGUUGAGAAAAGAAGUGUCAAAGCAUUUCUGGUCUACUAAUUUGCUAAUUUUUGGUGGGUAUUUAUGUAAGUAUAUCAUGGCUAAAACUCCUGAGUCGCUUGAACACAAAGUUUUUUCUUGCCUGCUGUCUGGUAUGUAGGGUAUAGGGAAAAAUUUAUGAGUUACCAUAUUCUUCUUUCCCUCUAUUUUAGCUAUUUUACUUCCGGCUUUAGCACUUCUGUUGAUAUCAGUCUUUGCUGCUGCGUUGUCCUUUAUCUCAUGAAAAUGUAGAUAAUGAUCACUGGAUUGAGCAAGUAUUUGUGUAGUUUUUUACAGGGCUAGGAUGAUGCUUUGGGGGUCUGCUCAUAGCUCCUUCAGAGCCACAGAGCCCUGUUUCUGCGGUACUACUGACCUGAAGUAAAUAGCAUGGUUUGCUCAUGGCUUAUGCCUUGAGGUAGUCCAAUUUAUUUAAGUGGCUUUAAAAACUAAAUUCUGGGCCAGGGACCUGAAAGGAUUUUAGCUAGUGAUGGCUAGAGUGGGAAGAAUAAUUUGAACGAACUACAAAUGAUCUUUCUGGGAGUUGUACUAGUAUUUCUUCAAUUGUCCACCAACUGUAACGCUUACAUAAAUCCUUUUAGAAGCAUUAAAAGAGUGCUGUGACAUGUGUAGUUACAGCAGAUAAAUUUAGCUCAUGUAUUUUAUCUACUUAAUCUGAUUGUAAUUUAUAUAUCUUCAGCCUAGAUAAAGCAAAGCCAUUUCUUAUUACCAAAUUUUUCUUUUUGUCAACAUGAUGUGAGUGGGAUAUUGACUUUAGCUGAAGGUUGGUGAUUAAUCACAGCAGCUUGCAGGGAGAUCGUUUAUUGCUCUGUGUAGCUGAGUGACUGCUGGUAGAGUUGUAAGUCAAUCAAGAUAAACCCAGGUGGGUUAGUCACUCUUGGAUGACGACAGAUGAUAUGAUGGAUUUAUUAACCAAGUUCCUUUUUAAAAAUCACUUUAUAUUCCUAGCAGGUGGAUUUGCAAAUAGAAAAAUUAUGAGUCGCCUUCAAUAGAAGAAUCUGUUAGUUUGUAGAGUUCAGCCAACUGAAUGUCACAGUAAAAGAUAAACUACCAAGAAGUAACCACUGGAACAAUUUAGCUCAAGAUUAAUCUUGUUACAUGCAAAGAGGGCUAUUAUGUUCUUAGUAAUUCAUGUGUUUGAUAGACUAGGAAGAAGAUAUUCAUUCUGAGUGUUAAUAGGAUUUUGUUUCUUAAACAGAGUUAAAUUGCGAUUUUUCAGGGGAAGUCGUGUAACUCAGACAUCCUUCUCGUACCAUGCCUGCAUCUGGCUCACCUUUCCCUCCCUAGACCUAGUAUAGUGUGUAGUUAAGAAAUCCACAGCAACUUGAAAGUAAACUUAGUAAAAGAGAAUGCUACAGAAGAUCCAUUGAGGAAAAAGAAAAUUUGAGACCAUGCCAAGGUUAAAUGCUAGUGAUUCCUGGGUUAUCUGUUCUUUUCACCAUUUGUAUCACUGCUUUUCUUUAUUAGAACAAGUUGAGAAUUAGCUAUCAUCCCUCCAAAAAAAAAAAAAACACAAAACCCACGGCUGGCAAGUCGAUUCUGACUCAUAGCGUCCAUCAUUAAGCUAUUUGGCAUAUGAAAUAGUAUACUAGUAAAUUACCCUUUGUAAACCAAGAGGUCAGCAGUUCGAAUCUACCAGGCACUCCUUGGAAACUCUUUGGGGGCAGUUCUACUCUGUCCUAUAGGGUCGCUAUCGGAAUUGAUUCGAUGGCAGUGGGUUUGGUUUUUCUUGGUUGGAAUCCUUACUUGAGGAGGUGGGAGAAUGAUGAUGUUCUUCUUUCACAUUAGAAAAAAAAAACCUUGCCGUUGAGUCGAUUUCAACUCAUAGAGACCCUGUAGGAUAGAACUGCCACAUAGGGUUUCCAAGAGCGACUGGUGGAUUUGAACUGCUGACUUUUUGGUUAGCAGCCAGUCACUUAACCGCUGUACCACCAGGGCUCCUAUUAGAAAGAUGAGACUCAAAUCAGAAAGGUGAGGUGCAUUCCAGAAUGUAGUACUCUACCCAUGGUCAGAAUACGUGUCAUCUGGUGAUGUUGGGAAACCGUAGUAGCAUAGUGGUUAAGUGCUGUGGCUGCUAACCAGAAGGUUGGCAGUUCGAGUCCACCAGGUGCUCCUUGGAAACUCUAUGGGGCAGUUCUUCUGUGUCCUAUAGGGUCGCUAUGAGUUGAAAUCAACUUGAUGGCAGCGAGUUUUUUGGUGACAUUGAGUUCUUAGCACCUGGCAUUCGUACCAGUUUUUGCUUCUUCCUUUUAGUCUUUUUAAGUUUAAGAUCUACUCCUUUUGCCCCACAUAAACUUUCUCCUUAUGAGAUUGUAACCAGGAGGCCUGUCCUUCUCCCUUGCAUUGCUUAUGCUGAUCCCCGUAUUACUCAAGUAGAUUUGUUAAAAUACUGUCAAUCAUUAAACUUUCUCAAAAGCACUGUUUUCAGAUUAAAGAAGCUUUUAAUAACCAAGAUUUGCCUGGGCAAAAUUCUAAUGUAGCUCCAAGAGAUAUGUAUAUUGUCAAAGACAUAAGCAAAAAAGAUUGAUAGUUCCUUGUUGGAAGGGGCCUUUUUGGGUCCUCCUUACUAGCCCCAGUGUAGCUAAAUUAGAAAGUAUUAAACCCUUCACUUAACCAAAGGAAAGUAAAUCAUGUUUUUGGACUUGCCAGCCACGUGGCCAGAAGCAGACGACAUCUGAACACAGAGCAAGACCUCAUGCAAAUUCACGUGGCUGAAAUUUGUGGACUUUGUUUUCUACCUACUGGCUUUCUUAUGCUGUUUACUGUAUUACCUCAAGUGGGCUUCAUUACCUGGUGGUUCUGGUAAUUCAAAUUAUUGAGAUCAUCACACUCUGCUUAGUACUAAUAGCUUUUGGAAUAGCUUUGUUUUUGUCAACCUGGGUUUAUUUCUUGGUAAACUUUAUUUUGGCAGACAAUGGAAGUAUUUUAAUUUUGCCUUGUGGUUUUAGCUUUUUUUUUUCAUGCAGGUAACUGAAGGAACUUACUUUAUUAUUGCUAUCAUUUUUAUGCUACUUACUUUGUUAUAUAAUUUUUGGAUAGUUUUCCUUUAUUAUGAAGGCCUCCUUUAAAGUUUUCCCUUUCUGCUUUCAAUAAUCCCCACUAAUGCUUAGAGAGCAUUAAACUUUGUUAAACUAGCUCCACCAGUAGCUAAUGGUAGUAACCUACCCAUCCCGAAGGUAGUAACCUAGCCGUUGGAAAUGUCAUCCUUCCCCAAAGUCUUUGCAUCAGAACUCAGAUCCAUUAGCGUCCCUUAUAUUGGAUUAUAGUCUUAUAACCAAUGUUACUGUUAACUUCAACAUCACCUUUAAGGGGGGGACAUAUGUGUUAGGCUAUGACAUUCUCCUGGAUUGUUAGCCCAACCUUAGGUGCCAUGCUUUAAUUCAAGCAGGCCAUGGAACACUUGAGGGUUUGCUUUGCAAGAUGCAGAGGUUUACGUGUUGUUUGCCAAAUUAGCUAUUUGUUCCAACAGGGAGAAUUCCCUAGAUACUUUGGAAUUUUAUCGAGUAAUGCAAAGGAAUUACCUGACUGCAUAAAGAAUGACUGAUGCCCCCUUUUUUACUAACUCUGGGACCCUCUAAAAGAUGGGAUGGUUUUGCAUUUGUAACAAUUCUUUAGCAAAACAUUGGCUCGAGCAGAUUAAUCAAAACAUUCCCUUCCCAAAUAUUUAUACCAGGAAUAACGUAAUUUGUGCUCCUUUUUUUUUUUUAUGGGUAUGUAUUUUUAUAUGGAGGACUGGAUUAUCUAUCCUACUAAAAAAAAAACAAAAAAAAAAAAAACAAGUAAUAAGCCUUACUUUUGAGCAUAGCCCUCUUUAGGUGGAUAUAACAUGAUGGACCAGUGCACCCUAGGCGUUUUGGGAGUUCCUUUACAUAGUCUUUCCCAUGAUGAAAGCUGCCAUUGGACUGGCAAUCUAAAACUUUUAGAAAGAAAAAUAUGUGUAAGAGACUAUGAACAAAGAGCACAGAGCACCAGUCCUUUAGCAGAAAACUCUGGGUAGGGCUGUACAUUUCCUUAGAGCUCUCACACAUAUAUAUGGUGUAGUAGACUUAGAAAAAUCUCUGCAUAAUCUGUCUGCUACAGUGACUAAAAUUGCAGAGGAUAUUGCGGAUGGAAUGGACACCCAAUAAAGAUCUUUACAGUCACUUGUCAAAGUAGUCCUAGACAAUCAAAUUUCUUUAGAUUUCCUUUUGGUCCAACAAGGAGUAUGUGCUGUUGCUAACACUGUAUGUUAUACUUGGGCUAAUUACUUCUAGAAAAGUUGAGCUAGCUAUCAGUAAAAUCCAUGGAGAAGCCAGUUGGCUUCACUCCACCACCCCUAUGCCUGAUUCCCACUUUCGAGACAUCUUUAGUUAGUUAUUGUCAUGGAUUGAAUUGUGUCCCCCCCAAAAUAGGCAUCAGCUUGGCUAGGCCAUGAUUCCCAGUAUUGUGUGAUCAUCCACCAUUUUGUCAUGUGAUAUGAUUUUCGUAUGUGUUGUAAAUUCUACCUCUAUGAUGUUAAUGAGCCAGGAUUAGAGGCAGUUGUGUUAAUAAGGCAGGACUCAGCCUACAGGAUUAGGUUUUGUCUUAAGUCAUUCUCUUUUGAGAUACGUAAGAGAGAAGUUAAUGGAAAGACGAGGUGACCUCAUAUGAAGAAAGCAACACAGGGAGCAGUGUGUGUCCUUUGGACCCAUGGUUCCUGUGCUGAGAAGCUCCUAGACUAGGGGAAGAUUGAUGACAAGGACCUUCCUUCAGAGCAGACAAAGAAAGCCAUCCCCUGGAGCUGGCACUCUGAAUUCAGGCUUCUAGCCUACUAGACUGUGAGAGGAGCCCAGGUGGUAAAGUGAGUAAGAGCUCAGGCUGCUAACUGAGAGGUCGAUAAUUCAAAUCCACCUGAUGCUCCCUAGAAACCCUAUGGGAUAGUUCUCCUCUGUCCUGUAGGGUUGCUGUGAGUUGAAAUCCACUUGAUAGCACCCAGCAACAACAACAGACUGUGAGAGAAUAAAUCUCUGUUUGUUAAAGGCAUCCACUUGUGGUAUUUCUGUUAUAGCAGCACUAGAUGACUAAGACAGUUACCAAGUAGAAUAGUGUCUAGGUUUCGUACUGUUAUACGAACAGGUUUAGUCAUACUGAUUAUUAUUAUAAUUAUCUAUUAUUAAAUGCUGCAUGAGAUGUAUGUUUAAUAGAUUUGAAAGAGCUACAAAUUCUGUACCCAUGAAAAGAAUUAUAUACUUAGAAAUCAGUUUUUCAAGUGAGUCUGACUUUACUCCAUAGAUCUUACCUCUCCUUAAUACCAAGUUGUUUCUCUUAAUUUGACUUCACUCUCAAAUUCCACUAAGAUGAACAAGUACGCCUGGACACUCUGACAAAAUAGCAUCUGAGGUCUAACAGGUUGAAAGAUAAAUCAACAAAAAGCCCUUGCAGAAGACGAGUUACUCCUUUUUGGACGACCUGAGACUGCUUGCCCUGAAGAUGAGACUCCAUAUGUAACAAGGUGAACAAUCAGUCCUGAUCAAACAAUCACAUAUAGAGAUUCAUGAUCACAAGGGAGGAAUGAAAAAGAGCACCUGAAAUUAAUAAUUGAGGCACCUGAUUAAUAAGAGGAGCCCUGGUGGCACAGUGGUUAAGAGCUUCGCUGCUAACCAAAAGGCUAGCAGUUUGAAUCUACCAGCCGCUCCUUGGAAACCCUAUGGGGCAGUUCCACUCUGCCGUAUAGGGUCACUAUGAGUUGGAAUCGACUUGAUGGCAAUGGGAUCAUAGCUAGAACUAUGUUCUUGUGCGAAGACAGACUCCAUUUUGAUUUUUUAGCGUGAGACUGAGGUUGUCAUUUCUGUUAAGUUUGCAGUGUGUUUGCUAGAUGAGUAACCUUUAGAAAAGAAUGGGGAAACUUUAACAAACAAUGGCACUUUAACUACUCUCAGCAAACAAUGAAGGAGGCAAGAACACCAUUUGUGAAGAAAUGUUUAUCAGGGAAUGUUUAUCCAGAGAGUCUUGAGAUAAUGUUUGGGAAGCACAAAGAAUGUAUCUGUAGCAAAAAAUUUCUUACUAGAUUAACUCCAGGAAAUCUGUCCGCUAACCUUGUGGAAGUUUAACUUGUUACUGUCUUAUAACUAUAUGUAAAUCCAAGCCUGUAUGAUUGUAACCACCUACACUUGUUUCUGUACUCGAUAAAAACCCUUUGUACCCUUAGUCCUGCAGAAAACUGUUGAGAGCCUCUCAACCUUGUGUUUCCCAAUUUGUGAAUUUUUUUUUUUUUCUCAAUAAAAAGCAGACUUUAUGAUUGGGCUCUACAACACCAAGCAUAUAAUGAGUUAAUAGUUAUUGGUCAGUUAACAGAUAUUUAUGAGCUCCUUUCAGACUUUUGGAUGGAUGUGUACAUUUGCUUCUUUUAAAUAAUUUUAAAAGUUUUAUUUUUUUAAAAAGAAUGUCACUGACAUUGAGUUGGUGGCUUUAUUUUUUCCUUAAGUAAAAUAUGGCAGUACUGAGUUUUCUGUUACAUAUUAUUUUGUGCACAAAAAUCAGGAUUGAUGGAUGAAGAAACAUAAGUAUAAUUUAGUUGCAAAUCAAUAAUAAUAAUAAAUCCAGUCUACUAUUAUAUAAGUUGGCAUAGUUGAUACUCUGUUGCUAGAUUUCUAUAACACUUAUAUACGGUGAAAUAAAUGCUUACACAGGCAUUAUACAUUUUAGAGACUGAACUCCUUGAAGGAAGGGGCCUUUUGUUAAUGAAUUUUAUAGUAUUCAUUAUAUAAUUGUGCUGAGUGAAUACAUUUUUAAAGUUUUCUCCUUUUAUAAUUGAUAAUAUUAAGUAUUGCAUUACUCCAAAGAAUAUUUAUAAAAUGUAUGUGUUAAGGUAUAUGGAAGGAUUAAUGAUGCAACUGAGUGAUUCCACCCAGAUUUGAAAAAGAACAUUGCUACUUCAUCUGUCUCUCCCGGAUCUCCUUCCCUUCUCCCACACUUCCAAAGUAGUGACUCUCUUAAAUUUUGUAUUUAUAAUAUAGAUUUUUUUUUUUUGUAUUUUUACUGCUCAUUUUUGCAUUCCCAAACAACUUUGUUUAGUUUUGCAUGCUUUUGAACUUUUAUAUAAAUGGAAUAAGACAGUGUUUUUCUGAGACCUGAUUUUCUUUCCUGGCUUUGUAGUCAGAGAUUCAUCCCCGUUGCUGCAUGUGGCUGUAACUUACUCAUUUGCACUGUUGUCUUACAUUCUCUUGUAUAAAGAUUAAUUGUACGAAGCCUAUUCUGCACUUUUUGCAAUUGAAAACACUGUUGAUAUGAACAUUGUUGGCUAUUGGCCUGAUAAAAUUGAGUAAGAUUUUUGUAAGGUAUGUAUCUAGGAAUGUAAUUCAUAGGAUAUGCACUUUCAGCUUUAUUAGACAAUUCCUACUGCUUUUCAGAAUGGUGUUUGUUACCAGGAUACAUUAGCAAUAUACAAGAGUUCUGGUUGUUCUACAUCUUCUCCAAACUUGAUUUUGACAGAUUUAAGUUUUGGCCAGUCUGGAAGUUGUAGAAUGAUACAUCAGUGCAGUUUUAAUUAGAGUUUCUUUAAUUACCAGUGAACUUGAAAAUCUCUCCACAUGAUUUUUUAGUCAUUUGGAUAUCCUUUCUGUCCAGUGCUUGUUUACAUCCCUUGCCCAUUUUUUCUUUUUCUUACUGAUUUGUUGGUGUUCUUCAUUAAUCCUUUGUUAGUUAUGUGUGGCCAAUACAAGUGUGUUAUGUUACGGUACAAGCUUGUAUAAUAGAGCUCACAUGUGAUGGAUAAAUAGGGGAUUUAUGUCAGCCAAGUUGGUUCAUAUUUCCCAAGUUUCCCAAGCAUAAACCACAUCUGGCUGCUGCUAACUGAAAGGUGCCUCAGGACAAAGGCCUUGUGAUUCACUUCCCCAAAAUCAGCCACUGAACUCUUGACACAGUUGGAGUUACCAUGAGUCACCAUGAGUCGGAAUCUCCACCAAGUAAUAGCAGCUGAAGGAGCCCCGCUGGUGCAGUGGUUAAAGUACCCAGCUGCUAACUGAAAAGUCAGCAGUUUGAAUGCACCAGCCACUCCAUUGGAGAAAGAUGUGGCAGUCUGCUUCAGUAGAGAUCGCACAUCGCCAUCAAGUUGGUUCCUACUCGUAGCGAUCCUAUAGGACAGGGUAGAACCAUCCCAUAGAGUUUCCAAGGCUGUAACCUUUAUGGAAAGGGGCCUUGGUGGUGCAGUGGUUAAGCACUCAGCUGCUAAACUACAAGUUGGUGGUUUUGAAUCCACCAGCCACUCCAUAGGAGGAAGAUGUGGCAGUCUGCUUCCGUAAAGAUUACAGCCUUGGAAACCCUACGGGGCAGUUCUACUCUGUCCUUUAGGGUCACUGUGAAUUGAAAUUGAAUUGACAGCAGCAAAUUUGGUUUGUUUUUGGUAAUAUCAGCUGAUCACAAACCUCAUUAGCACAGCUUAAUGGCAAUCAAAGAGAAGUACACAGACUGGACAGAAUUUCUCAUACGUGAUUUGACUGGUUCACGGACAGCACCCGCCAACUUACUGGAAGGUCCUCUGCGAGGGAAAGGCCCUAUAGACCUCAUUACAGUUGAUUCCUUAAUAGAACUUCAGGAUUCUCAGAACCCUUUUCAGUACUGGAUAGUUAGUGUGAUUGAAAAUGUUGGAGGAAGAUUACGCCUUCGCUAUGUGGGAUUGGAGGACACUGAAUCCUAUGACCAGUGGUUGUUUUACUUGGAUUACAGACUUCGACCAGUUGGUUGGUGUCAAGAGAAUAAAUAUAGAAUGGACCCACCCUCAGAAAUCUAUCCUUUGAAGAUGGCAUCUGAAUGGAAACAUGCUCUAGAAAAAUCCCUUAUUGAUGCUGCAAAGUUUCCUCUUCCAAUGGAGGUAUUCAAGGAUCACGCAGAUUUGCGAAGCCAUUUCUUCACAGUUGGUAUGAAGCUAGAAACAGUGAAUAUGAGUGAGCCCUUUCAUAUCUGUCCUGCAUCAGUGACUAAGGUUUUUAACAAUCAUUUUUUUCAAGUGACUAUUGACGAUCUGAGACCGGAACCUAGUAAACGCUCAAUGCUGUGCCAUAUGGAUUCUUUGGGGAUUUUACCAGUACAAUGGUGCCUUAAAAAUGGAGUCAAUCUCUUACCUCCCAAAGGUUACUCUGGCCAGGACUUUGACUGGGCAGAUUAUCACAAGCAGCACGGGGCAGAAGCAGCACCUCCCUUCUGCUUCAGAAAUACAUUAUUAAGUAGGGGUUUCUCAAAGAACAUGAAACUCGAAGCUGUAAACCCCACGAAUCCAGGAGAACUCUGCGUGGCCUCUGUCGUCAGUGUGAAGGGGAGGUUAAUGUGGCUUCACCUGGAAGGUUUGCAGACUCCUGUUCCAGAGUUCAUUGUCGAUGUUGACUCUAUGGAUAUCUUCCCUGUGGGCUGGUGUGAAGCAAAUUCUUAUCCCUUGACUACACCACACAAAGCAGGGUCACAAAUGAAGAGGAAGAUUGCAGUUGUGCAGCCAGAAAAACAAUUGCCGUCCACAGUGCCUGUUGAGAAAAUACCUCAUGACCUUUGUUCAUUCCCUCACCCUGACACUACAGGUACUGUCAACGGGAAAUACUGCUGCCCUCAGCUUUUCAUCAACCACAGGUGUUUCUCAGGCCCUUACCUAAACAAAGGAAGAAUUGCAGAGCUACCUCAGUCGGUGGGACCAGGCAAAUGUGUGCUGGUUCUUAAAGAGGUUCUUAGCAUGAUAAUCAAUGCCGCUUACAAGCCUGGAAGGGUAUUAAGAGAAUUACAGCUGGUGGAAGACCCAAACUGGAACUUCCAGGAGGAGACACUGAAGGCAAAGUACAGAGGCAAAACCUACAGGGCAGUGGUCAAGAUUGUGCGAACAUCUGACCAAGUAGCAGAUUUCUGCAGACGAGUUUGUGCCAAGCUAGAAUGCUGUCCAAAUUUGUUCAGUCCUGUGCUAGUUUCUGAAAACUGCCCUGAGAACUGCUCCAUUCAUACGAAAACCAAAUACACCUAUUAUUAUGGAAAGAGAAAGAAGAUCAUUAAGCCCCCAAUUGGUGAAAACAGCGUUGAAAGUGGCCCUCCUAAACCAGCCAGACGUAGGAAACGUCGAAAAUCCAUUUUUGUGCAGAAGAAACGGAGAUCUUCUACUGUAGACUUCACGACACUGUCAGGGGAGGAAAGUGAAGAAGAAGACCCAGAUGUCGUGGAAGAUGACACAGGAAGUGAGGAAACUGGCUCAGAGCUCCGGGAUGACCAGACAGACACCUCCUCUGUGGAGGUUCCCUCUACCCGGCCCAGGAGGGCGGUCACCCUGAGAAGCAGCUCAGAGCCAGAGCGACGCCCUCCGGUGGAGAGAACUCGGAGGGGCAGAAAAGCACAAACUGCCUCCUGUGCAGGGGAAGAUAAGUGCACGCCAGCCAAACAAGAAGGAGCAGAGGAAACAAAACAAGAGGAGGAGGAGAGACUUGUUCUGGAGAGCAACCCGUUAGAGUGGACGGUGACGGAUGUGGUCAGGUUUAUUAAACUGACAGACUGCGCCCCCUUGGCCAAAAUAUUUCAGGAACAGGAUAUCGAUGGUCAGGCACUGCUACUGCUGACGCUUCCUACAGUGCAGGAGUGUAUGGAGCUGAAGUUGGGACCUGCCAUCAAGCUGUGCCAUCAGAUCGAGAGAGUGAAAGUGGCUUUCUACGCCCAGUAUGCCAACUGAGCCCGACCUCUCAGGAGUUGGCCCAUGACCUUUGUGGUGCGGUAUUUUGUGAGAGUUUUCAGGACUGUAACUUUUAUUUUUCUGGGAUAUGUGAAAUGGUAUCACUGAAAAGCAAAAAGACAGAGACCUCCUUCAUCCACCAGCCUAUUUGAUAUUUCCAUGUUUUUAAAGCACACCAUAGUACCAUAGUAGUAGCUUCUGGAGAUUUUAAAUUAAAGUUCUGUGUCAGACCCUGCCAGAAUAUGGAAGAGCUUAUAUGUAUAUCCACAUCUUGCCUUUACCCUACCCAAGCCAGACAGCUUCCACUCAACAAGGUUUCCUCAACCAAGGCCCACAUUCCUUUGAAAACCAAGGCAAAGUUGGUGUCUUUCUGAAUGUGACCAAGGAGGAUACCUUGCUGGUAGUUUUUGCUAUAACCAUUCUCAGGCACAUUUAUAGAUGCUUCUUUCAUAUUGAUACCUGUGUGACUGGUUUAGUGACCUGUGCCGUCACUGCAGUUUGAUCUUCAUGGUAACUCAUUUCUCAGACACGCUAUAAUAUAAUUGGUGUUUCAGAAUGUAGUUAUAAAAAAAUGAACUAAACCUCCAUCGUCUGUCAGGGGUGCUGUUUAGGGAGGAUGGGGAGAGAAGACAGGCCAGCAUCUCAUUGCACUGAGACCGUUUUCUUGAGUGAUUCAAGUCUAGAAAGUCUAUAGAGACAAGUCCUCUUUGCAGACUUGAAUUGAACCUCAACUAUCUCUUAUAUUUUAAUUAUUACCAUAUCAGGGAGUAACUCCUUUAGUCUCCUGAGAGAUACUGAAUGAUAUACUGAAGGAAAAGCUUAAUAUCAGAGAGCAAGAAUGCGAAGAGAUUUAAGGAAAGCUUUUCAUAAACUGGUGCAUCCCUUUAGAAGGAUCACUGCAGCAGGUCACAAGAGAUUCCCUUUUAGCGCCACUUUUGUUCAGCUUUGGCACACCACUGAUACACUAGGAUAAUGAGGCAUGUGUUUCUGGCAUAAUGUGUCAUAACGAGCACUGGACCUGGAGCCAGCCCCGGUUCUGAUUCUGGCUUUGCUGAGGACUAGCUCUGUGACCUUGGGUACAAUUCAGUCUUCUCUAGGCCUUAAUUUCUGUAAACAGUUUGGAGUGUAGCAGUGAAUCCAUGUCUCCCCUUGACUCCAUCCUGCUCAUCCUUUAAGGGGAGACUCCAGAUUGGCCAAAUGAGAAAAUGAAAAAGGACGGUGUUGAACAGCUAUAACUGUCGUUCCCGAAGCUCCCACUGGCUUUGAGGUUACUUCUGAAAUGUCUUGGGCCAUGUUCGUUAAGCCAAGUUAAGACGUUUGCAGAGAGAUGCGUGGCUCUGAGGUUGGCUGGUCUUUUGGCCAAGCACUCCAUCUGUGUAUUUCCGUGAAUGAGUUCAUGUAUUCAUUUAAAUGCCGAUGCUUCCUAAUAGACUACUAUAAUUUGUUGUGAUGGUGGUUGCCUAAAAAAAAAUGCCUUUAUAACGUUAUGCAAGAAAACUAAAUCUUCAUAUUGUUCAGAAGCUGACACUAAAAGCAGAGGCUUCACACCCUUCUGUUGCAUUUUUACAAUCAUUACCUUGAUCUUUUCUCUUCGACUACAGUCUUGAUAAUUCCAGUAAUAUGUGGUGGGCUUUUAUUAGCUGCUCAUAUUUCUGCUACACUUCAAGGCAUUAGUGCCUAUCAGACUUGGAACACUUUGAUUACUAGUGCUGAUCUUGCUGAGUAUUCUGUUAGCUGUUCCAGAUGAAAAUAGAAAACAAAUAUUUUGUGGUUGAGGCUUUCUGGUCUCCCAUGUAGGUAAUUUCUACAGUCGUGGUUUAAAGACAAAUGGACUUGCCUGGGACCUCUGAUGGAAGGAGCAGUGUCUCCAACAGUGCUGGGUGCUGGCAGGUACCACUGUCAGGAUGGAAAUGCACGUGGUAAUCCGUGGUGGGCUUGCAGAUGUCUCCUUCUAAGGUUUUGAUCUUCUCUCAAUGUCCCACCCCUGCCUUCUGAGCCACAUGCUUUUGGCCUUAAACAGUCAGUCUUGUGGAGUUAAACUCUGUCAAAUGGUUGGAAAGGGUAUCCAUUUCAAGAUCUGUGGCAUUUUUCCAGCAUGGACUCCUUUCUUAUCCUUCACUGUGGCCUUUUCAAGCUGAGCUGUUUCUGUUCCAUUUGAAACAGGGAUGCAGGAAGGUGGUGGCUACAGCAUAACAUUGUAUUUUCAGAACGCAUGUCACCUUCUCAUGCCCUUUCAAGUCAUGGCACAGAGGAAGAGGUGCUAUGUUAGAGUAAAUAGAACACAGGAGAAUCUCUGAAGCCUGCCCAGAGGAGCUAGAGCCUCGUGCCCAAAGCCCUCAAGCAGGAUACAGCCACCCUUGCUGGAGAGCUUCCCACGGGGCCAAAUGCCCAAGACUCUCCUUGUCCUUAAACCUUACAGUUUACUUUAGCUACCUACACGACGCUAGUCAGUUCCUCACCUUCAGCUUUGUGUGUGAGUGGUAAAGAGGAGAUGGCCGUAACCACAGGCAGAAGGCGGCCCAGCUCUAGGUGUCAUCGUGAAGGUUAUCUAUAUGUAAUCUCCCCAGCCCUGAGGGAGAGCUAGGAAACAUUUUAGGACCAAGAAGAUGCUUUUCCUCUGAGUAUUGCCAGUGUCCCCCUGAGCUUAGAUUCUUUGGGCAUUUCUGUGAUCCUGGGAGUAUUUCUUCACAUCAGUAGCAAUUCUGUUACAAAAUUAAAAGGUUAUAGUUCCUUGAUGAUGCAAAAGUUUAAAAUACUCUUGGAUGCUAACCAAAAGGUUGGUGGCUGGAAUCUAACCAGAGGCACCUCAGAAGAAAGGCCUGGCGAUAGACUUCCAAAAAAUCAGCCAUUGAAAACUCUGAGGCGCACAGUUCUACUCUGAUACACAUGAGGGCUCCAUGAGUUGGAAUCAACUCAAUGGCAGUUGGUUUUACUGGUUAUUUGUUUCAGAAGGAUUCACUUCUGUCUUAAAGACAAGGCCAACCUCCAGGGAAUAUUUUGCAGUGUUGUGUCCAUGUCUCUUGUGACAGGGAAAAUUUAUUUUAUACGUAUACCCCAGUACCACCACAGCCCCUAAACCAAAACUUUCUUAGUCUGAAUACUCCAAGUGGUGUUCCACCAUCCCUUCCCUGUGUGCCACCAUUUCUUCUCUCUGAUAAUGCUUUGGGACCGAAUUCCUUUCUUCUCUGCACCCGGUCCUCUGUAUGUCAUGCCUCUCAUUAUCUCCUAGAACUGGCAAGAAGUGUGUUUGUUCUCCUCCCAGCCAAGCAGACACUUGGCAGUGUGUACAGCUUGAGAAACAGAAGUGCUACCAGAGCUUUGAUGAUAGGAGUCUAUCGCUUAAUCCCUCCCUAAAACUAAAGGAGUUUCUUCCCGCCCCUGAUUUCUGGACUACACAUAUGCUGUGUUGUAGAAAUAUCCUAUAUACAAAAUAUAAACAUAAAACCACAAAAGAGCAGGGUACUACUAGCAUUACAGAAGAAAUUCGUUGCUUUUUGAAAACACAGUUUCCUUCCCUACGAAGUUCUGGAGUUCCGUAGCGUGGAGAACUCACCUGUCACUUUUACAAUUAGAUCCAUUUGACUAAAGUUUGAUUCACACAGUGUUUGAGCUGUACAGCUAGAAGGUUGCUUUACCUUAUUUGAAAGAUUGUUUCCUGUGUUCUCUUUGAUUUGUUUCUUGAUCAAUGAAAAUGAUCCAGACUUUUAACACUGCCACCUUGGACCCUUACUGCAAUCUCUUGAAGGGUGAUUUUCAUCAGCCUUUUUGCAGAUCGGUCGCAGUUUCCUAGUUUGUCUCAUAGAGUUUUGAGCGUUGUAUUAGGCAAGUUCUGGGAUUUGCAUUUUAUCUUAUACCAAACACCCCUUUCUAAGAGCUGUUCUCCCUUAGUUUUGGAAGCACUAGGGGCUUUCAUACUCAUUUUGUAGAGCACCCAUUUAUAUUUAUUUCUGUACAUAGAACUAAAACAAAACACAGUAGUGUUAAAAUCUUCAUGCGGUUUGAACACCAGAGCUGCAUUUUGGCCAAGAUGAUGAAUCCAGGCUCCACUUACUCUGUCUUUAAUAAACUGUGAUCGAGCGUGAAAUUCUGUGAAGGGAAAAAUAGUAAAUUAAAGUACCUGAAGUUUCUAAAGAAGACAUUAUUGGAGAGAUACAUACUCCCUGUGUCGUUCCGGUGCAAUAAUUCAAUAGCAGGGGAAAGUAAUGUUGGCACCUGUUAGAAUUCAGUGAUACUCUUCUUUGUUCACUGUUCUUUUCUAUUAAAAAGUUUUCUGAAAAUCAUUUUACUUUGCUUAACUUGAUUGAACUUUAAAAUUGAUUGAUGCUCUUAGCUUUUAUAACUAGAGUUGUUUUUUAUCUAAAACCCAAUAUGAUAAAAUCAAAUUGCGCUAUAUUUGACCCACUUGAUUUACUUAAAAAUUACAACGGCUGACACAGGGUGUUGCCUUGGGUUGAGGUUGAACUUGUUUAAAUGAUAAAUAACAAUGCAAACAGUUUCCUGGGCUGUUGUUUUUCCACCUUAUUGGUUUUGUUUUAAAUGGCAAAGUUUUGGCACCAGUAAAUACGUAAGUGAUGUCACGUAACCAAGGCAGAGCAGUGCCAAAGAGACGCAUAGAAGAAAAAGUGAAGAUCUAGGACAGUGGAUUGCUGAAAACCAUCUUACAAUGGGAAAUGCGAGACAGAUUUUUUAAAUGAGAGAAAAGCACGAUUAUUUUGUUUCUUGUUCAAAAUGGGAGCUAGCAUGGGUUCUAGAAGCAUAAACUACCCCUAGUCGUGAAUGUUGAAAGCCUUUUACUGUUUUGCAUUACAGUUUGAAUAGUUUGUAUUGAAAUUUGAUUCAUAUCUUGUGUAUGUUUUGGUGUGUAAAAGGGGAAAAUUGGUGUUUUUACUCUUGAAAUUUACAGGAUAAAGGGCAUGUGAUUAGUUGCUGUAAGAUUGUAUUCUGUAUAUAUGUUUCCAUGUAAAUAAAUGAAAAUCUAUA